Molecule: messenger RNA, 2431 nt
Organism: Lobosporangium transversale
Lineage: Eukaryota; Fungi; Mortierellomycota; Mortierellomycetes; Mortierellales; Mortierellaceae
Product: P-loop containing nucleoside triphosphate hydrolase protein
Exons: 5
Coding region: 45-2336 (763 amino acids)
Biological process (GO): double-strand break repair via homologous recombination
Cellular component (GO): chromosome; cytoplasm
Molecular function (GO): four-way junction helicase activity; nucleic acid binding; 3'-5' DNA helicase activity
Source: RefSeq, a predicted model, not a curated record
UUUGCCCAACGAAGAUGCGUUUCACAAAGUAGUCAACUUGACCAAUGUUUGUGAAAACCCCUUUUUAUUAUUACCAAACCACCUUGACAAUUGCAAAACAAAUGCCACAAGACCAGGACAAUGUUACUCUUGCCGAGAUUGAAAUCAUCGAGAAAGAAUUAAACGCGAUUGAAGAACAGAUCACAACGCUCAAAUGUCGGCGGAUAGAACUUGAAGAAUAUAGAGACAGUCUUUUUGCCUCACUAUCGACCUCAAAGGAGGAUAGUGAUAAUGAUAAUGGAGCUCAAAUAAAUAGCAAAGACUACAAUCGUGAGGAUUUUUCAUGGUCCGAGGAUUUGAAGAGACUCGCCAAGGUUCAUUGGAACAUUACUCAAUGGCGAGAGAAACAGCUUCAGGUCAUGAAUGCUGCACUGGAUCGACGUGAUGUAUUUGUGCUCAUGCCUACUGGUGGUGGUAAAUCUCUCUGUUAUCAGCUACCAGCACUGAUCACUUCAGGAAUUACUCUCGUGGUAUCUCCACUUCUAUCGCUUAUCAGGGACCAGGCUUUUCAUUUAGAAGAGGCGUCAAUUGGUGUCGGGAUGUUGACAUCCAACACGUCUAAGGAAGAGAACAAGCGUAUCAUGGAUGCCAUGUUAGCAACCAAGACUAGCAGUAGUGGGUCAGGAGGGUCAAAAAGGCAACCAAAAGCUGAACUAGAGCCGCCAAGUGAACUCAGACUUGUCUAUGUCACUCCAGAAAAGAUCAGCAAGUCUAAAAGAUUCAUGAAUCAUCUGGAAAAAGUAUAUGCCGCUGGCAGACUGGCUAGGAUCGUGGUGGAUGAAUGUCAUUGCUGCUCCCAAUUGGGACAUGAUUUUCGUCCGGAUUACAAAAAACUCGGUAUCUUGCGUGUUCUCUUCCCUAAAACCCCUAUCAUGGCACUUACAGCUACAGCGUCUUCACCAGUGAUUGAAUCUGUUUUGAACACUUUGAAUCUUGCUCCUAUUGGAAAAAGCACCAAUGCGACACUCAUGUUUGAUUCGCCUCUCUUCCGAGCCAACCUUGUCUAUAAAGUACUUUCACGUCCCAACACGAACGAAGAGACAUUCCGAUUUUUAGUCAACUACAUCCAAACAAAGCAUCACCGUUCUAAUGGGAUCAUCUAUUGCCUGUCCAAGAAAGACACCCAUGUCUUUGCAGAGGGCAUUUACAAAGCCAGUCAGGGGCAAAUUACAACUAGUGCCUAUCAUUCUGAUAUUUUAGAUGACGAGAAAAACUACAUUCAUGAGUGCUGGAGAGAUGGACGAACUCAACUUGUAUGUGCCACCAUCGCAUUUGGGCUCGGUAUCAAUCAUCCCAAUGUACGGUUUGUGAUCCAUGUAUGCAUGGCCAAGUCACUAGAAGGCUAUUAUCAAGAAUCCGGACGUGCUGGCCGUGAUGGAUUGCCUGCUGAUUGUGUGCUCCUUUAUAGGGAUCAAGAUGCGUCAAGGCUCUCGACUCUUUGUGUCACGGAGCCUGAAGGAUUGACUAAUGUCUAUAGUAUGAUCAAGUACGCUCAAGAUGUGCGAACUUGUCGCCAUCAGCAAUUCGAUAACCAUUUUUCAAAACAUUCCAGUUCCAAAAAGCAGAUACCAUGCGGAAUGUGUGAUAACUGCUUGCUUGCGGGGAAAGAUGUGGUGACAGAAGACCUUAAGACCGAGGUCCGCGCCCUGUGCUUGCUUGUCAACAAACUUCAGGAAGUGAACGAAAGGGUAACGCUGAAUAAACUGGUCGAGGCCUGGAGAGGCGUAGGAUCAUUACGUGUGAUCGCCAAGGUCGUCCGUGAUGAGUACGAGACUGAGGUUGUACCUAAACGACCCAACAAAGAUGACUAUGAUCGUAUUAUCAAUUAUUUAAUUCUCAAUGGAUAUCUUCGGGAAGACUUUCAUUUUACAGCUUAUUCGACUUUGGCAUACAUCAUUAAUGGACCACGAUCCAAUCCAUUCCUGUCAAAACGGCCUUUGAGCUCAUUACCCCCUGUCAACAUUGAGUUUGGACGUGAUCCCUCUCGGAAUGCGGAGACUCUAAAUGGGCGAACAUCAUCGUCAUCAGCAUCAAGUCGUUCAAGAAAGCUAGGCAGUGGAUUGGAUAGGAAUGGUAGUGAUGUAGUUUUGGAAGAUGAUAUCCAACGAAUAUUGGAUGAAGAAGAUGGGGAUAAAGACGAAGAUGAUGCGCCUCUAAUGAAGAGGGCGAAGAAGACAAAGGCAACAACAAAGCCAUCAAUUACAGAUCGUUAUGAGCGUGGUCCCAAAAAUGAUGCAGCUAGAUAUCACAAGACGAUCAUUACGGUCUCAGACGAUGAUGCGUAUGACUUUCAAUAGAACAAUAUAUACAAGUAUGUAUAUAUCAUAUUCAAGGAUUCAGAUAGACAUUCUAGCACGCAAAUGUUUGUUGCAAAAGCUCAUGAUAAGAUAUU